AAACAAACAAAAACGAACUUAUUUCCCAAAGGUGUUUGUCCGGUCAUAUAUAAUUCUUGGUGCCGAAAUCUCGGAGACAGCGCCGCCUGGAACGGACGGCUGCCAUGGGCGAGGGAGCGCCCGAGCGAGGAGUCAGAGAGGGCAUAUCGAAGCUAUCCGUUUCUGUAUCGUUGCCGUCUUCCACUGGCGAAUCCUUGGAGAACAAAGCUGAUUCAGCUUCCAUCCCGUCGGCUAGGUUCUCCGCUCGAAAUGCCUCUUCAAAAUACGAUUUUGUCAAGGUCAAAGUGUGGUUGGGGGACAAUGCUGAUCACUACUAUGUUCUCUCCAGAUUUCUUCUAAGCAGGAUGCUCACCGUCACAAAGAUCCCCAAUCAUGUUGCUAUCAAAAUUGCUCUUGAACUCAAGAAGCUUCUCAUAGAUAACAGUCUUCUGGAUGUUUCACAAUCAGAUUUGGAAGCUAAUCUUUUCAAGCUCAUGGAGAGACGAGGAUAUGGGGAAGAGUACAUUAAUCGUUACAAGAUGAUGACCAGGUUUCAUCACCAACGAGUGCCUUUAGUUAUUCUUGUGUGUGGAACGGCUUGUACUGGAAAAUCCACAAUCUCCACUCAACUUGCCCAACGUCUUAACUUGCCUAAUGUUUUACAGACAGAUAUGGUAUAUGAGUUACUACGGACAUCAACUGAAGCCCCAUUAGCAGGUACGCCAGUCUGGGCAAGAGAAUUUAAUUCAUCAGAAGAACUCAUCACAGAAUUCUGUAGGGAGUGUAGAAUUGUGAGGAAAGGGUUGGCUGGUGAUUUGAAGAAGGCAAUGAAAGAUGGGAAGCCUAUCAUUAUUGAGGGAAUUCAUUUGGAUCCUAGCAUCUAUUUAAUGGAUGAAGAUAAAAGGGAAAUUUCUCUUGUUCGUGGCGAGGACAAAGAACAUGGAAAUGCCAAGAGUGAUUUUCCUGCGGAAGAAAAGGUAAAAUGUGCUUCCACCAGUGAACUCAACUCAACAUGCAUAGAUAAGGAAGAUAAGGAGUGCUAUUAUGAAAGGGAAGGCAUUGAGAUCAACAAUUCUAGUUCACAUUAUUUGGAUAAUAAAAAAUGUCCAGAAAAUCCGAGCCAUAAAGAGUCUAACACUGGAGAAAAAGAUGAAGGUCCAAAAGAUCCAGAUGCAAGAAGCAUUUGUCCUGUGAAUAAAGCGAAGCCUGCCGUUGAUCCUAUUAUUGUACCGAUUGUCUUAAAAAUGGCUGAAUUUGAUCACAAGGCAUUAUUGGAAGAGUGGAUAUCCACCAGAACAUAUGGGGAAAACUGUCCCGUCCAGGAUCAAGAUAAGUUGAUUCACAAUCUUAAGACUAUUCAGAACUAUCUUUGCUCAUUUGAGUCUCAGGGCUUGACAGUUGUUAAUAUUUCUGCAACUACAUUUCCCCAGACAUUGGAUCGGCUUCACAACUAUCUUCUUGAGUGCAUUGAGCGUGGUGUUUCUGCUGCAUCCUCCACUACUCAAAUCCAAUCUGAAGGGAAUUAGACACUUGCGAGACUCUAAAUGUCCUCUACCCCAAAGUAAAAACUUAUUGUGUCACUUGUUUCAAUUGAUCCAUAUUUUGUAACAUUUUCAUGGAGGUACUCAGUGCCUUAUGGUGUUGCUUAGCAGCAUUUCAGUAUAGAAAGUAUCGCUAAAAAUAUAUAAAUAGUGUAAAAUGUAUGUUAGCAUUAUUUAGUGUAAAAUUGUAGUCUUUGUAACAUAUGAUGAACUAUUUUAAGAAAUUUGUUCCAUUUA
Molecule: messenger RNA, 1757 nt
Organism: Dendrobium catenatum
Lineage: Eukaryota; Viridiplantae; Streptophyta; Magnoliopsida; Asparagales; Orchidaceae
Exons: 15
Coding region: 105-1505 (466 amino acids)
Source: RefSeq, a predicted model, not a curated record